CAGUGGGGGGGUGGUGAAGGAUGUUCCCCACCCCCUUUGCUCAGGGACUGUCCGCGCCUGCAGGGUGGCUCUGACCAGGCCGUGUGCACCCCGUGUGCCCUGGGGAGAGGCCACCGUGCAUGUUCAGGAGCAACAUUCUCCUAUCUGAAGUGCUCAGGGAGAAGCUCCAGUGCCACAGGGGAACACUGACAGCCACGACUGAGAUACCCCAGGAGAUGUCAGCCACAGGCAAGGAGCUCCAGGAGAUGCUGUUGGCCACGGCCAAGCUGUCUGCUGAGGCCCCGGCAGCCAUGCCCAGCGUGGUGCUACCCACUGAGGUUGGGAGUGAUCCCUGUGGGGUCGAGCAGCUGCCCUGCCCUGGAAAGUGGGGAACUUGCCCUAGCGAGGUGCCCCCCAUCGUGAUGCCGGUGCUGCCCGCCUCCCUGCAGACACCAGCAGAGCAGUCCAGACGGUUGGUGCCCCGGGGAAGCUGCUUGAUCCACAACUGGCAGGAGGAGAGAGCCACAAACCACAUGGACUCCAUGCCAGGGUGUGAGCCAGGCAGCGAGGGCUUCACCUAUCGGCACGGCCACCACGGGCUGCUGGUCCACCAGCUCCUCUCCUGGCCCACCGACAGCACCACCACGAAGGACACCUACCGCCCACCACACAGGGCCCAGCUGCUGGGGCGAGGGCAGCGGAAGGCCAUGCUGGAGUCCAUGCUCUACCAAAAAUACAGGAAGGAGAUGCUGGAGAAGAUCUGUCCCCAACAGAUGCCCAUGGAGUUAGUCUCCACCACACACCAGGACUACCACGCUAGGGGCUGCCAGUUCAUGCCACCGGCCACCACCCAGCCCCACAACUACCGCACGGAGCAGCCCUGCAGCUUCUGGCUGGAGCAAGCCCGCCAACUGCCUGGUGUCACCAGCAUCCGCAGCUGGGACAGUCCCUUUCGGAGGAACGCAGCCUUCUCCACUCCCAUCACCGAGUACCUAGAGCAGCCCCUGCCCUGUGUCCCCCUGAGCAGCUGGCUCAGGCCCCAAAAGCAAUAA
Molecule: messenger RNA, 1031 nt
Organism: Athene cunicularia (burrowing owl)
Lineage: Eukaryota; Metazoa; Chordata; Aves; Strigiformes; Strigidae
Gene: SPAG8
Product: sperm associated antigen 8
Exons: 6
Coding region: 120-1031 (303 amino acids)
Biological process (GO): positive regulation of transcription by RNA polymerase II
Cellular component (GO): nucleus; cytoplasm
Molecular function (GO): microtubule binding
Source: RefSeq, a predicted model, not a curated record